Messenger RNA from Astyanax mexicanus (Mexican tetra), 5692 nucleotides. RefSeq lists its product as uncharacterized. Lineage: Eukaryota; Metazoa; Chordata; Actinopteri; Characiformes; Acestrorhamphidae. The record is from RefSeq and is a predicted model, not a curated record. Gene Ontology annotation, molecular function: nucleic acid binding. The coding region runs from base 1921 to 4197 and encodes 758 amino acids. The transcript has 2 exons. Gene Ontology annotation, biological process: DNA integration.
GUAUGGGGCGAUUAAGACAGGAACCUAGGUUUGAUUCUGCUGGUAGGCCAAUAUGUUUUAAAUGUCAAGGGGUUGGUCAUAUUGCUAGGUUAUGUCAAGCAGGAGCCACUAACCCAGAUUUGAAUUAUAGUCAAGGAGUACUUCCAGAACAGACACGGGUUGUGGGGCAGGUGCAGGAGCAGCAGGGAAACUUCAGCCCCCUGUAGUGCAGAGCCAACUUACAGGUGGGGGGCAGCCAGGCUCAGGAGACAUUAUUAGUCCUUCUAAAGAGGUACUUAGCACUUUGAUGGGACCAACACCAGUAAUUGAAGUAGAUAUGGGUGGUGUGGUGGUCCCUUGUUUGUUGGACACUGGAUCCAUGGUCACCAUUAUUACAGAGAGUUUUUUUGAAGAACAUUUUGCAUGUAGAGGUGAGGAUCUGUUGAAAAAUUGUGGGUGGUUGACCUUAAAAGCAGCAAAUGGUCUCUCCAUACCAUAUUUGGGUUUUUUGCAAAUGGACCUUAAAGUUAUGGGAAAAGUUAUUCCCCAAUGUGGAAUACUGGUUGUAAAAGACUCUGUAGACCCUCUAACGAAGUCAAAAAGAGAAAUUGUCCCUGGCCUGCUUGGCAUGAAUGUAAUAAAGGAAUGCAGUGAAUUGUUGCCUUGUAAGAUUAAUCUUUCAUUGAAAAAAUGUCCUGUGUUGUCUGAAGGCUUUGUUAAAGUAAUGUCUACAUCGGCUGUUGUGGUACCUGCAGGGUCCAUGUGCUUAGUCCCAGCCACUGGUUUUCAAAGUACGUUGACUACAGGGUAUUCUGCGUUAGCAGAAGGAUUGGAAUUGGACGAAGGGGUUUUGCCAACUAACCUUUUUGUGGCGUCUGCGUACGUGUGGGUUGAGGGUGGGCAGCUAAUGGUGCCAGUAGUCAAUGUGGGCUCUAUUGAUAGAACUUUACAACCACAUACACGUAUAGCACGUCUAGUUCAAGGGGACAUUGUUGCAGGGGGAGGACAGUCAGUGCAAUUUCAGGAGUUGACUUGUGGUGAGGUGCAGGUGUUUGUAGGUUUACAUGAGGCUGCAGUUGGUGAUCAGCAAGGGGGUACCAGCAAGGAAGCACUUAACCUGGAUAGUCCACAUUUAUCAGAGCUUCAGUCUAGGCAAGCAAUAGAAUUAUUAAGAGAAUAUGCAGAUGUUUUUGCAUAUAGUGAUAAUGACUUGGGGUGUACAGAUUUAAUCCAACACCAGAUACCCCUGAUUGAUAAUGCUCCAGUAAAGCAGCGCUAUAGAAGGCUUCCUCCCAGUCAAUAUGAGGAAGUCAAAGCCCACAUUAGACAGCUACUGGAGCGAGGUGUCAUUAGGGAGAGUAGCAGCCCAUACUCCUCACCUCUUGUGAUUGUGAAGAAGAAGGAUGGAGCGUUAAGGAUGUGUGUGGACUAUAGACAAUUGAAUUGGAAAACUCGGAAAGAUGCCUACCCUCUUCCAAGAAUUGAAGAAUCUAUGGAUGCUUUAAGUGGUGCUCAGUGGUUCUCAACUCUGGAUCUCGCUAGCGGCUAUAAUCAAGUGGUGGUGGCUGAGGAGGAUAGGCACAAGACUGCAUUUUGCACACCUUUUGGCUUAUAUGAAUGCAAUAGAAUGCCUUUUGGGUUAUGCAAUGCUCCAGGAACUUUCCAGCGUUUAAUGGAGAGAAUCCUGGGAGAUCAACAUUUCCAGUCUUUGUUACUUUAUUUGGAUGAUGUUGUGGUUUCUUUGUUUCGCUGGUUACUAUCGGCGCUUUGUGAAAGAUUUUUCACGGAUUGCAGCCCCGUUGCAUGCUUUGUCAGGUGCUACUUCUUAUAAAGCAAAACAGCGCAGACCAUGUCUUUCCUUUGCACAGUCGUGGACUGGAGAGUGCGAAGAGGCAUUCCAGCAGCUAAAGCAUAAAUUAGUGUCAGCCCCAGUACUAGCUUAUGCAGAUUUUUCAAAGCCAUUUUUUUGUAGAAAUUGAUGCAAGUCAUCAGGGACUGGGGGCAGUACUUUCCCAAGAUGGAGACCAGGGAAGAAGGCCAAUAGCAUAUGCCAGCAGUGGAUUAAGGCCAUCAGAAAGAAAUAUGGAAAACUAUAGUGCCAUGAAGUUGGAGCUCCUGGCCCUGAAGUGGGCUGUCACAGAUAAGUUCCGUGAAUACCUUUUGGGCCAUCAGUUUACGGUGUUUACUGAUAAUAACCCACUGAGUCAUUUAAAGACUGCUAGACUCGGGGCUAUUGAACAGCGGUGGGUUUCUGAAUUGGCUAGAUUUGAUUUUGACAUCCAGUAUAGGCCAGGUAAACAGAAUGGCAAUGCUGAUGCACUUUCUAGGCAGGCACGGAUUUCUUUGGAGGGGAAUCCUGUUGGAGGUGCAGCUGGGGUAGCAGAAGCUGCUUUUGUUAAUGAACAAGGCACUAUGUCUACUUUCCCUGUCUAUCAGAACAGUUUUCUGGUAGCCCAACAAAAAGCAGACCCCAUAAUAUCAUCUUUUCAGAAGUAUUGGACACGAGGGGUAAAGCCCAAUAGGGCUGAGAGGGCCACGGAAGAGGGAAGGACUUUAGAGCUGGUUAGACAGUGGGAUAAGCUAAAGAAUGAGGAGGAGGUUCUUUAUCGCCAUUUCACUGAUACUCAAUGUGGCUAUGUGAGACAAUUAGUGUUACCUAAACUUUUACAGAAAAAGAUCCUCCAUUGUAUGCAUGAUGAGCAUGGGCACCAGGGGGUGGAGAGGACUUUUAAGUUGGUAAGGUCUAGGUGUUCUUGGCCUGGGAUGCAUCAGGACAUUGAGAAUUAUUGCAAAAAUUGUGAGAGAUGUACAGUAGCCAAGGCCCCAUUGCCACGAGUAAUUACAGAAAUGGGGAGUUUAAUGGCAUCAAAACCCCUGGAAGUGAUUGCCAUGGAUUUUACUGUUCUGGAGCCCUCCAGUGAUGGGCGGGAAAAUAUUUUGGUGUUUACGGAUGUGUUCUCUAAGUACACUGUUGCAGUCUCCACAAGAGAUCAGAAAGCUAUUACGGUUGCCAAAGCUUUGGUGAGGGAGUGGAUUCACAAAUAUGGUGUCCCGCAGAGGAUCCAUUCAGAUCAGGGGAGGUGUUUUGAAGCUGAAGUGAUUCAUUGUCUUUGCAAAUUGUACAAUAUAAAGCAAACCCGAACAACACCAUAUAGGCCCCAAGGAAAUGGGCAGUGUGAAAGGUUUAACAGAACCCUUCAUGAUCUUCUUAGGACUUUACCACCUGCUAAAAAGAGAAGAUGGGUAGAGAAUCUUCCUGACGUGGUAUUCGCCUACAACACCACUGAGCAUGCUAGUACUGGGUUUACCCCAUAUUUUCUAAUGUUUGGUCAGCCGCCCAAUUUACCCAUUGACAUUCUGCUGGGUACGCCAGUAGAGGAUUUUUCAGGGACCAGAGAGGAUUGGAUCCUGGAGCAUCAGAAUCGUCUGCAGGGGGCGUUUCAGCAAGCAAGAGUGCAGCUGCAACACGCAGCAGCUUUACGAAAGAAGUAUCAUGGGGCCCCGACUCCUGAUAGUUCAUUACAGAUCGGGCAACUUGUGUAUCGUAGGAAUCACAAUUUUCAAGGGAGGCACAAGAUACAAGAUCUAUGGAUGACUAUUCCAUUUCGUGCACUAUCCCGGCCAGAUGCAAACAAGGCAGUAUAUACUGUUGCCCCUAUUGAUGGCUCUUCGGCUCCUAAGAAUAUCCAUAGAACCGAACUGCGCCCAUGUAGCUCUGAACUGGAGUUUGAGGAUGUUAAUGCAAGAGCUCGGCAUGACCCCAUGGUGGAGGAUUGUGAGAUUUCCUCUGAGGAUGAAACGGAACCCUUAUGGGUUAGGAGGGAAGUGAGGACAGCGUCUAGUGACAGAAGUCUGAUGGAGUCUAGAACGGUGGACAAUGAAGAGCUAGGAAUGGGGUCAUCGUCCUCUGAGGGAAGUGAAGACGCACCUGUUGAUCUGUUAGAUGGCCAUGAUAGUGAGAGUAGUGAUAUGGGGGAGGCUCGUAGCCAAAGUGAGGAGAUAAAUCGGGUAACAUCUCAAGAGCCAGUACGUCGAUCUUGUAGGCACACAGCAGGGAAGCAUACAAAUCCUUUCCAUUUGCCUAGGUCAGUGAGGGGAAACAUGGGGGAGAAUGAGGCUCACUUAGGUGCACAUGUUAGCGUGGUUUGCUUAACCAUCCUGAAAGACGUUUUGUCUGCUGUAGUAACCAGUUUGGGACAGGUAGAAGAGACCCUGUAGGUGAAUGCAGUGUCAUGCUUGGUUUCUAUUAAUUUUUGUCAUAUUAUUAUUAUUACUUUUUUGUUUUUUUUGUUUUGUUGUUUGUUUGUUCCUGAUAUUAGUUUUUUUGUUGCUUUGUUUGAUCUUAUUAUUAUUAUUAUUACUUGUUUUUUUCUCAGAAGGUUAUUAUUGUUUUUCUUCUUCUCUUUCAUCAUCGAGGCGAUGAUUUGUUUCGUGGGGGGGUAGAUGUAAUGGGCUCCCAUAUUAAGUGCAUUACGGUAGGGGCGCUACUGCGUCUAUUACGGUAGCUGAGGGCUGUAGCGUAAGCUAGGAAUGGCGGCAGCCAGUGGGUCAGUAGUGUGUAUGUACUCGGCCAUGCUGCGUGGGCUCUGGGAACACUAAAAGUAAGUAAAAUAGCGUUUUUAUUGUGCUUACUCUGAGAAUUAAACCCAUUUUUAAUGUAUAGGUAGUCAGCAUGGCUCUGUGUGAAGCAGAAACGGUCUUUUAGUGGCUAUAAUUAAAUGUAGUUGUUAUUGUUUGUAGCUCAGAGGGAAACACUCUAUUGUGCUGGGGAUUGCUGGCCACUGAGGGGAGCUGUGGCUGCAUUUAAAGGGUUAGUAUUCAGUAUGAGUUUAAAGGGGGAAAUUCUGAGCAUGUAUGCUUAAUGGUGUAUUAUGUGAUCUGUAGGUGCUGAUUUUGGUGGAUAACUUUGGUGUGGAGCCCACAUGAGAUUCUUAUGGUUGUCAUGGUUGCUGUAUAUGGUAGGUUGUUUUUUUAAGAUAAAUACAGUGAACCUGUAUAUUCUGCAAGGAGGUAAAAUAUAUUAAUUUUGUUUUUUUCUUGAUUGCAGAAUUAAUCUAUGUCACUGUUUUAUCACUGUGAAACAUAUAUUUUGCUAGUAUCUGUUUGUUGUAUAUUUUUAGUAAAUUGGCCUAAUGAAGUAGAUUCUAUCAUUGAUGCUGUUUUUUACAAUUGAGUAUUUUUGGAUUAAAUAAAGGUAAAAGCUGUUUCAAAUUAAUUUGCCCUCCCAUUUCGGUUGAUUCAUCUUUUUGUUCAGAACCUGCUUAGUGUUACAUUAUUAUUAUAAUAUAAUAAUAAUACGGCUUUUUUCCUCGGUUUUUUAUUUUUCCUCUGAUCAGCUGGGAUGUACAGACCGUCUGACUGAGGGUAAGGUUACUAUGAGAGCAGCAGCUGUGAGCCGCACGGAACGAGAACAACGCCGCGCUCACCCAGCAGAGCAGCGAGAGGAUCCAGUGACGUGUUCAGAGUGGUUGGUGAUUCUGUUCAGCUGGAGAUAAAUGGAUCUGUAUCAGAGUUUGAUGAGUUUUCUGGGUGUUUAGUGGAUCUGUUCCUGUUCUAAAAUAUUAUAAACAAUAUAAAGAUAUUAAGCCCUCCCCCGUUAUAAAGACAAAGUGGAGUUUAUUGAGGAAACCUGCAGCCUGACCCUGAAGAAUUUACAAAAAGACUGAUAAUGGACUAUAUGAAGUAAAAGCAUCCAAUACAGAAAAGACAAGUA